Messenger RNA from Brenthis ino (lesser marbled fritillary), 3636 nucleotides. The record is from the annotation of a GenBank genome assembly. NCBI's taxonomy places the organism in Eukaryota, Metazoa, Arthropoda, Insecta, Lepidoptera, Nymphalidae.
AUGAGUAUAGAAGAAGAAAUUCAGCCAUUUAUUGAAUACAGUUCACUGCAGAGUAGGGAAUCUCUUUUAGACUUACUAGUACAAACAAUAAAGACAGAUCCAGAUUUUGAUCAGGUAGUUUACGGUUACCGUAAAUGUAGAUGGCGUACUAUACUUGUGUACAUUUUCUCCAUUUUGACCUGUGGUAUACCUUUCUUAGUAUUUCACUGGUAUCCCACAUGGCUCCUUUAUGCCACAUCUGUUAGAUGUUGUUUUCAAAUAGCAGAUCAGGUGUUAGUUGAAGAAAUAUAUCAAAGGAAAUGCAAAAGUUACUUCAUUCACAAAAUAGUUGAUAAAAACAUAGCAGAUGCCAGUGGUUUACUGAAUGAAGGUUUUGAAGAUGAGUUUGGAGGCGAAAAGGGUCCUUUAGACAGCGCGGACGAUCUGUAUACUCCUUUACAUUUAGACGAUGGCACUAGGCUAAAUAUCCAACAAUAUCGAUACUUCCGACACAAAAAACAGUAUUUAAUAUGGGACAGUACGAGGGCGCAGUGGAUACGCCUAGCGGGUAUAGAGCGUGGGGCCUCUUGUGUCCAGUUACACGCCGUCGCAGCGAGACCACCGUGUUCCGAAAGACGAUUGAGAAUGUUAAAUAUAUACGGACUCAACGAAAUCAAAGUUCCAGUACAAAGUAUUAUGACACUAAUUCUCUUAGAGGUUUUCAAUCCGUUUUACGUGUUCCAAAUAUUUACAAUAGCAGUAUGGUUGGCCGAGCCGUACUAUUAUUACUGUAUUGCCAUUAUUCUCAUGUCAACGUUUGGUGUUGCCACAUCUGUUAUACAAACGAAAAAGAACCAGGAAAGUCUUCGUGCGACGGUGGAAGCCCACGACACAGUGGAACUAUGGGGUGGGAGGAGAGUGGAUAGUAGGGCCCUUUGUCCGGGGGAUGUUCUGAUACUUCCUCCCCACGGCUGCACUAUGCUGUGCGACGCGGCGUUGCUCACCGGCUCUGCCAUUGUCAACGAGAGUAUGCUUACAGGUGAAUCUGUACCAGUAACCAAGACAGCCAUGCAAAGGAUUGACAAAGAGUUUCACUUAAAGGAACACAGCUCUAGUGUAUUGUUUUGUGGCACCAAAGUUAUACAAACUCGCUAUUAUAACAACGAGCCUGUUAAAGCUCUAGUUCUCCGUACAGGCUACAACACCAGCAAGGGGGAGUUAGUGAGGAGCAUUUUAUAUCCAGUGCCAGCGGACUUCAAGUUCGACAGAGAUUCCUACAAGUUUAUAUUUAUUUUGGCCUGCAUUGCUAUUUUAGGGCUUGGAUACACUGUGGCGUUAAAGGCAUACAGAGCGAUGACAGCCAGAGAAAUAGUGAUAAAGGCGUUGGAUAUAAUAACAAUAGUGGUGCCCCCCGCGCUGCCGGCCGCCAUGACGGUGGGGCGGCUGUACGCGGUGGCGCGGCUGCGGCGCGCGCGCGUCACCUGCCUCAACACGCGCGCAGUCAACGUCAGCGGCUCCUUGGAUUGUAUAUGCUUCGAUAAGACAGGCACCCUGACCGAGGACGGUAUGGACAUGUGGGGCGUGGUGCCGGUGAGCGCGGCCUCCAGCCCGCCGCUGCUGGCGCGCCCGCAGCGCGACCCCAAGCGCAUGAACGACCUGCACGAGCUCAAGAUCGGCAUGGCCUGCUGUCACAGCCUCACUCUACUCGACGGGGAGCUGGCGGGGGAUCCCUUGGAUUUGAAGAUGUUUGAAUCAACCGGUUGGCGGUUGGAAGAGCCAGAAGUACCAGAAAGUGAAAACUACGAGCUCCUCACCCCCACGGUGGUGAAGCCGCGUGGCGCCGCUAAUAUUAACGUUGAUGAUUUACAUGUGCCCUUAGAAGUAGGUAUAGUCCAGCAAUACCAGUUCGUGUCGAAUUUGCAAAGAGCAUCGGUGGCGGUUCGAUUACUGGGAGAAGACGUCGUACGUGUGUACUGUAAGGGUGCGCCCGAGACUCUACGGACGUUAUGCAAACCUCAUACAGUACCGGCAAAUUUAAACGAAAUAUUAAGUUCGUAUGCAGAAAAGGGAUACCGAGUUAUAGCGAUGUCGACCCGAAUAAUGGAAGCAACAUUCAAACAGCUACAGAAAAUGGACAGAGAAGAGGUGGAAUGCGAUCUAGAAUUCUUGGGUUUGGUUAUAAUGGAGAAUAAAUUGAAGGCAGCGACUACGGGCAUUAUUAGGGAACUUAAAGAGGCGAAUAUUCACGUCGUCAUGAUUACAGGGGACAAUAUCCACACGGCAGUGAGUGUGGCGCGGGAGUGCGGCAUCCUGGCGGGCGGGGAGAGGGUGGUGCUGAUGGGGGUCGACUCCACUGCAGGCACCCCACAGCUUUACUGCGAGAGCUCUAUGCAUGGGAUAGUAGUGGGCGGUCGCGUGAGCUUCGAGCGCGAGUGGCGCAGCAUCGACAGCGGGCGCGGCUCCUGGCGCUCCGCGUCCCGGGAGCGGGGGCGGGACGAGGAGGCGCCCGCGGGGGAGGCCAAGUACAAGAUUGUCAUGACCGGGGACACCUGGAAGGUGCUCCGCGAGCAGCACCCGGGCGCGGUGGCGCGCGUGGCGGCGCGCGGCGCGGUGUUCGCGCGCAUGUCGCCCGACCAGAAGCAGCAGCUCGUCAUGGAGUACCAGGCGAUGGGGUACUAUGUUGGAAUGUGCGGUGACGGCGCCAACGACUGCGGAGCGCUGCGCGCGGCGCACGCCGGCGUGUCGCUGUCCGAGCUGGAGAGCUCGGUGGCGGCGCCCUUCACCUCGCAGCAGCCCGACAUCUCCUCGGUAUCGAGGGUGCUCCGCGAGGGCCGCGCCGCACUAUCCACCAGCUUCGGCAUAUUCAAAUUCAUGAUAUCGUACUCCCUCACUGAAUUCUUAUCUGUAGCCUUUUUAUACUACUUCGAUUCAAAUCUCACAGACUUCCAGUUUCUAUACAUAGAUAUCGCCUUGAUCGUCAAUUUUGCAUUCUUUUUCGGCAUGACGGAAGCGUUUACUGGCAAGUUGUGUGCUGUGCCGCCUUUGACGUCGUUGUUGGGGGUCGUACCCAUCGUGUCUCUGAUAGGACAGAUGCUAUUCAUAUUUGUCACUCAGUACGCAAGCUAUCUCGCUCUAACGAUGUUUCCGUGGUACGUUAGACAUACGUAUGAAGGAGACGAAGCGAAUGAAUGUUGGGAGAAUUACGCCAUUUAUACUGUUUCGAUGUUCCAAUAUAUCAUUUUGGCUGUCGUUUUCAGUCAUGGCGCCCCCUACAGGCGGUCGGUUGUGACGAACAAACAGCUAAUGGUUAGUGUGGUUGUGAUGACAGUUAUAUCUAUAUAUAUAACAGUGUCACCGGCGGAAUGGCUAUCGAAAUUUCUAGAACUCAGAAUGCCCAAAGAUGUUCUAAUGUGUUACAUUAUAAUCGCAUUAGCAUCUUUCAAUUUUGUUGUUGCGUUAUUCUUCGAAAGAAUUAUAGUUCAGUAUUUGAUGGAAGGAAAGCAGAUGAUACCAAAUUUCCUAAAAGAGAGACAUAUAAGGAAAACGCCGUAUUUAUUGAUCCAACGAGAGCUAACCGAUAUGGAUUACUUGAAAAGUGAUAGCAUUAUCAAAUAUGAUAAGGAGACGAAAGGUUCCAUGUUCGAUUCUAGUUCGGAC